GAAGACACAAGUUCUAAACGAUUACUGACAUUCCUUUGCUUCCAGCUGCCCAGUAUGUCGCGGAAGGAUACUUCGUUGUAGAUGAUGAGACUGUUAAAGCAUAUAUUAGGAGCAUUCCAGGAACAGCAACUCUAGCUACUAAACGCACACAGGCUCUUGCAGAAUUGAAUAAAGAUAUUGUCUAUACCCUAACAGAGGUCAACAAUUUAUUGAGCUCACUCACUGCUAAUGGUGUCAGCGUUGAGAUUCAUCUUAGAAAGUUGGACAUUUUGACGACGAAUGUUUUUCCUGCCACCUCUCUAGAACAUGGUAUUGUUAACGGGAUAGAUCGCGGUGUCGCCUUGUCAACCUUCGAUCAUUGGCUUGCAACCCACAACUCAUUUAAUACGCUAAAAUAUGAUUUCGCCUUUUUAUGGACUGGGUAUGACCUUUAUGGAGGAACAGAUGACUCGACAGAAGGGUAUGCUCACUUGGGGGCAAUGUGCAACUCAAGAACAGCUUCAGGUGUUGGGGAGUUUAACAAGACCUACGCCACAGCAAUAACUACUGCCCAUGAGAUAGGACACAUACUAGGUUCAGAUCACGAUGGCCCACAAAGUAACUACAUCAUGGCUGCAGUCUCCAGAGCCUCGGCUAUUAACCGAUGGUCUUUCUCCAGUAUCUCGGCGACUGCUAUAAAGAAUUAUUUGGCAACUCUUACGAGUAACUGCCUGUUGACUACAAAUCCUGCUUCAACAAAACCAGCAGUCACUUAUGGAGCAUAUACUGGCCAUAUCCUGGACCCUAAUGUCAUUUGUCAAAGAGCGUUAAAUAUUUCAAACUCAUACAUGUGUCUAGACUGGAGUUUCUACAAUAAUUUAUCCCCAAGUGGAGACAGAAUUUGUUCAGUAAUACAUUGUAAGAAACCUGGCACCAAUUUGUGUUACACUGCAUUUCCAUCAGACGGUAUGGUCUGUGACACAAAUAAGAGAUGUAAAAAAGGAAAAUGCUUGCCAGACAGUACAGCUCCACAUAAUCUUAACUCGGUCUGCCUGUUUGGCGAUCAAAGGAAGCUGGAGUUUACAGACUUCAGUGGAACAUGCCAAGAUUAUAUAGCAAGGAAAGGAUCCUCAUACUGCUAUCAGCCGUUUAUACUUCACAGCUGUUGUAAUACCUGCAAAGCUCAUUAUACUGGUCGUGCAGGCUGUGAAUACGGCGAUAAAUUUCUAGGGUGUAACAAAGCUCCCAGGGAGCUAAUGUGUCCAACUAAUAUGGAUGGUUGCUGUGAAUACUGCAAAGGUUUUGUUUCUCCUGUAGUUGGCAGAUGAUCACUCGUGAAUUCAAAAUUAUCCAACAUUACUGCCCCUGAAUUAUUGUCACCUAACAGAAUAUAAGAUGAAAAUGAUAAAACAUUUUUUAACGCGAUUGUGAACUUUUGCAUUACAUGAUCAAAAU
Messenger RNA from Biomphalaria glabrata, 1434 nucleotides. Its product is annotated as metalloprotease mig-17-like. Gene Ontology annotation, molecular function: metalloendopeptidase activity. The record is from RefSeq and is a predicted model, not a curated record. The transcript has 13 exons. Gene Ontology annotation, biological process: proteolysis. NCBI's taxonomy places the organism in Eukaryota, Metazoa, Mollusca, Gastropoda, Planorbidae. Bases 480 to 1307 code for a protein of 275 amino acids.